CGGAUGUUCCCCGUUUCUCUCAAGGUGCGAGGGCUUGUGCACCUCAACAAGCCUAUCACUCUGUCUCGCGUCCUCAGUAUCGUCGUAUUCAUUUCAUGCCUCCCUCCUGACAAGCAGUAGCGAAGAAUGGUUGGCGUACCGCGCAGCACUGGCUGUCGCGCCUGUCUCCAGCGGCGGGUCAAAUGCGAUCAAACCCGACCAGAAUGUCUACGCUGCCAAAAGCGAAAAAUAACCUGCCCUGGUUACCAGAAGAGAUUCCAAUUCUACCAUAAAACCGCCCCGGCCGUCGUUAAAUCCACCCGCACUUCCGAAUUCGACGACGUACGUCCAUCUAAACCGACGCUGAAAGGAUAUCACCACCAGCAGGCACUCGUGCUCGGCCGGCCUACAAUCGACCAAUCCUUCACACGUAACUUGACGGCGACCGCUCUGGACACACAGCUUAAAGAAGUCUUCUCCGAUGUCGUCUACGCUGUCUUCCCGAACUUGUAUGCCGCAUUCUCUGCCCGUGUCGAUCUCACCUGGGUCGACUUUGUCCGACAUCAUUCCGCUGCGCAAUCAAGCGCCGUUAAUUGGGGUAUUCGUUGUUUGAACACCUGGUUCUUGGCGCGACGACAUCACGACCAUGACCAGCUACAGGCGAGCCGACACAUGUAUAACCGGGCGUUGCGGUGUCUAGCCCAGUCCCUGCGCGAUCCCGUUCGCGUCAAAUCGGAUGACACCCUGGCUGCAGCGAUCGCACUCGGCGUAUACGAAGUACUGGACGGUGUAGGAUCGAAUUCAUGGCUGGUGCAUUCGCGCGGAAUCGGGGCGUUGUUCCGAUUGCGUGGGCCGGAUGCCCAUCGCUCAGGCUUCGGGCGUACCAUGUACACCACAUACCGGGCGUUUCUAGUCGCAGAAGCCUUUACUUGCCAGGAGCCAUGCUUUCUUGAAAGCGAGGAGUGGCGGGCGAUGAAUCGGGAGGCAUUACUAACGGAGGAACGCGACGGGAAGGGCAGCCGACUGGGCGAGAUCACCGAGAAUGCGUUCGAGGAAGUCUUACUCUGUCCGGGGUACCUCGUGCGCACCCGCGAUGUGAUUGCUCGGAACGCGUCCGAGUCAUCGAGGGAGUCCCUCGCCGCGGAGAUUCGUUGCAGCCGAGACCUCUUGCGAGGUUUGCAACGACGGCUGGCUGCGCUAUUGGAGCUUCAGAUGAACAGUCAGACGGUGCAGAAGAGAAAUCCUCUAAACGGUUCUAUCCCGAAACAGUUUGUGCACACCAUUGCGCAUAGAUCGUUGCGGGGUAUGGACUCAGCGUUAGCACUCCUUGACCAGCUUCUCGUGCUGCUUAAUGCUAGCAAAGUCCGGAUGCUGGGUUCUGAUGAGAAUAAUCCCACUCAGAGUCCCUGGAACACGGUCACGUAUCAACCAGCUCCGGAAGGUGCAAUAUCCGUGACCGUCGAGGGCACUAGUGGCACUAGCGAGGUGAAACCCCUCGAUUGGCUUGAUCAGCUUGCAUUGUCCAUGGGGACUCUUGCGCUGAAAACCUGACGAACUCUUAGCUCGUCAUUUGGACCAGGUCGUCGGCUGUGUGCAUGGCCAUGUCGACCAGGAUCAGACUUCUUAUUUGCUCACCCGGUGAAUCAAGCCUGUCAGCAUGGCUCUCCCGUGUUUUCGUUCAACUAAACAUUACUGCACACGUUAUCCCCGCAACUUGGAAUGCGGGACAAAAUCUCGUAUGUGGAACCGAUGCCCCGGAGUGGUUAUUCCAGGUCUCGGUCGCUUUCAACAAGGCAUAAACGUUCCUCUGCCGAAUGGCGUUCAUCGUAACCGAGCGUGAACAUCAAACUUUGCCCCGUAUGUAAAGUUAGUCAAGAUGGAAAUCAGCUAAAUGGGCAUACAGUCAUAUAUGCAGUAGCUCAUCGCACAAACAGACAUCCUUACAUACGGGGCGUUGAAUGGUUUGGACGCACACCCGCAACAUUUCCUUGGCAAUUUCAGCCCAGAGAAAAAUACACGAAUAUCUGGCUCUUCUAUUCUAAUUUUUAUAAUGUGUACCGUUGCAGUCGUCUAUCUCAAUGGAAAAAAAAAAAUAAGAAAUUAAGAAAAAUACUGGUAGGCAAAUAGUGAAAUCGAGAAAGUACCUUGAGGUUGUAGUUCCUUUUUUAGAUCGGUCCUCGGCAACAGACUGGAAGUUAUAUAUUUUGGGAAACUACUACGUCUACCCUCUACUGCAUGUAGAUAAGGAACCCUAUC
This is a messenger RNA of Aspergillus caelatus, 2235 nucleotides long. Its product is annotated as Zn(II)2Cys6 transcription factor. The transcript has 2 exons. Gene Ontology annotation, molecular function: zinc ion binding; DNA-binding transcription factor activity, RNA polymerase II-specific. Lineage: Eukaryota; Fungi; Ascomycota; Eurotiomycetes; Eurotiales; Aspergillaceae. The coding region runs from base 127 to 1530 and encodes 467 amino acids. The record is from RefSeq and is a predicted model, not a curated record. Gene Ontology annotation, biological process: regulation of DNA-templated transcription.